AUGAAUAAUCAAACAUUGAACAUAACAUUAACAUUGGAAGAAAAUUCAUCUCAAUUAGGUUUUCAACAACGUGCAAUAACAAUUUCAUUGUUAGCAAUAUUUUUCAUUCCAUCGCUAAUUUAUUUUCUUCUCAUUUUCUAUUAUUUCAUUCGAUUACGCAAAACUUUACUGUUUAAUCGAAUAAAUCAUCAUGUGAUUUUAUGUAUUUUAAUCUGUGAUUUUCUCAUAAUUACAACUGAAUUGCCAUUUACAUUUCGCUUCUUAUCAUCAGGAUACUUUCAAGCUUCAAAUCUUUGUCCAUUUUGGAUACUUUGGAAUUAUACAUCUGAAGGACUUCCAUUGUUUUUAACAAUGUUUGCCUCCAUCGAACGUUAUUUCUUAGUAUUUCAUAAACAUCUCAUAACAAAUCACAAAAUCUUGUUUCAUUACAUUCCAAUGACGAUGGUUUGUCUAUACACAAUUGGCAUUAAUUCAUAUCUGGUAUUGUUCAUUCCAUGUGAAGCAAAUCAUCAGUAUGACUUAAAUGUAUUUGUAUGCGGAGGAGCAUGCUAUUUUAGUGAUUUUCUCCCAAAUAUUUAUGAUACAAUUGUGGAUGUCAUGGUUCCACCUUUUAUUAUUUUGAUUUUUAAUCUAUUGAUUAUAAUUCGUGUAGUGAUUCGCAGACACAAUGCAUUAGGAACAGUUUUAGUACCGAAUAUUUUGAAAAAGAAUCGACGAAUGAUUUUACAAUUGUUGGCGAUUAGUUUGCUAAGUUUAAUUAUAUGGGUACCAUGGGUCGUGAUCAUUUUAGGACAAGAUUUCUACGAUCCAGCAUUUGCUCAACAAUUUAUCGAUAUUAUUAUCCAUUAUUUACCGUAUUUUUCCAGUUUUGCAUCGCCAUUUUUAGCAUUGGUUGGUCUACCAGAGAUUCAAGCAAAAUUCAAGAGAGUUCGCCCACAAAGAACAGUUGCUUUGAAUACAAUCGGUUCAGUGAAUGCAUAA
This is a messenger RNA of Adineta ricciae, 981 nucleotides long. The record is from the annotation of a GenBank genome assembly. Lineage: Eukaryota; Metazoa; Rotifera; Eurotatoria; Adinetida; Adinetidae.